Cladophialophora yegresii CBS 114405 is the source of this 1671-nucleotide messenger RNA. RefSeq lists its product as uncharacterized. Bases 1 to 1671 code for a protein of 556 amino acids. Gene Ontology annotation, biological process: carbohydrate metabolic process. The transcript has a single exon. Lineage: Eukaryota; Fungi; Ascomycota; Eurotiomycetes; Chaetothyriales; Herpotrichiellaceae. The record is from RefSeq and is a predicted model, not a curated record.
AUGCACGCUAUAACCCUUUUCUAUGCAUUCUUCCACUGCGUCGGGCUUGUGAUCAGUGGGACGAUCGAAAGGAGCCAAUAUGGCCUUGAAAACACAUUUGGGGUCGCCGGUCAGAGGGAGUUGACCCCGGACUCAAGAGGCGGAGGAAAGGCGUUGGAAACAUGGACAUCCAGGCUACCGCAAGCCCUCCGCGAUAUGCUGAACGCGCUGGAAGUCAUGCAAGACUCAUAUUUCGACAUCUUCACGGGCACCUGGCCGAACGCCAUUGACUGGACAUCAGCUGUCAUGGGCACCCAUAUCUCUGCCACGCUAGCCAGCAUUGUUUCCUCCUUGGAUGCGUCUGCCAUGUCUACCUGCUCGGAUAUGCUCUCGUGGCAGAACAUCAUAGAUCGAUACUACUCUCACACCACCGUCUUCUACUUUGGCGAGAAUGCAUUUGCACUUCGAAAUCAAGCUUACGACGAUAUGCUGUGGGUUGUUCUCGGCUGGCUCGAGAACUUGAAAUUUGCCGAAAUGUACAGCUUAAAGCAUUGGGAUUUCAUACAGUCUGGGCGACAUCCUGAUUCAGGCACUGGAUGGCACGGUCUCCAAAUUAGCCCUAUGGCGGCUCACCGCGCUCGCAUUUUUUACGACUUGGCGUCAGCGGGCUGGGAUGAAUCACUCUGUGGAGGUGGUAUGACUUGGAAUCCGUACCUGAAUCCGUACAAGAACGCCAUCACAAACGAGCUGUUUGCAGCAGCAAGCAUUGCGAUGUAUCUUUACCACCCUGGCGACAACAGCACAUCGCCAUAUCUGACGCAGGGUCCGGACGACUUCUCUAAGCCACAUGACCCUUUGUACUUGGAGAACGCCAUAAAGAGCUACAAAUGGCUCAUCCAAAGCCAUAUGCGGAGCUGGCGAUCUGGACUCUACCAAGACGGCUUCCACGUCGCCGGAUGGCACCGAUAUCCGAACGGAACCAUCAACCCUGGGACGGGAAACUGCGAUGAACUCGAUUCGAUGGUCUAUACUUACAAUCAGGGUGUUGUUCUUUCGGCCGGUCGGGGCCUUUGGCUCGCCACAGGGGCCAGGAGCUAUCUGGAUGACGGCCAUGCUCUGGUGGAGGAUGUGGUUCGGGCCACUGGGUGGCCCAACAGCGAGCCGACAUGGAGGGGGCUUGGUCGAGCUGGAGUCUUGGAAGAGUUCUGCGACCACCGUGGUUGGUGCAGUCAAGACGGGCAGACGUUCAAAGGCAUAUUCUUCCAUCAUCUAUCCGAGUUCUGUCGCCCGCUGUGGCCACAGGAGGAAGCUUUUGUCUCAACGGACAGAGGUGCCAGCUUCGACCGGAAGGUCUACCAGUACCACCUCGCCCGGUGUGCCGCAUAUGACAAAUGGAUCGCUCAUAAUGCCAAUGCAGCCAUUGCCACUCGAGAUUCGGAUGGUCACUUUGGCAUGUGGUGGACGUUCGGAGAGUACGACGACGACAGGUUGGCCGAGAUCGGCCAGAGUACCGUCCUUCCUCCUGGUGCAGAGGAUUACCGCAACCCUAGACCGGAGGACUGGUCUUUGCGGUUAAUCAAUUCCACCGACAGCAAUGAUCGAGGCCGUGGCCGAACCGUCGAAACCCAGAGCGGAGGACUCGCAGUACUUCGAGCCAGAUGGAACUGGCAGUUGCAUUUACAAGAAGCUUGA